Puma concolor (puma) is the source of this 423-nucleotide messenger RNA. Lineage: Eukaryota; Metazoa; Chordata; Mammalia; Carnivora; Felidae. The record is from RefSeq and is a predicted model, not a curated record.
AUGUGGAGACUGCCUGAGGGCCGGGCAGCCUGGGCUUUAGCUCAGCUACUUGAGAGGGUCUCCAUCUUGCCCCCUGUCUUUGCUGCUGCCUCUCCUACCACCCCCAACCUCUACCUCACAGUCACAGGAGAAGAGGCAGCUCAGACUACACUUGACUUUCUCCAACUUUCCUGAGAACACCUGCUGAGGCAAAAACAGCAGCAGGACCUGGAGGCAGUGUCUGUGGAAGCGGAAGAUACUACUCCCAACCAUUGCACGUCCAGCUUCCAAGUUCUAGUGGUGUCAGCCAAGUUCAAGGGGAAGCUGCUGCUUCAGAGACAUGGGCUGGUAAACAGGUGCCUAGCAGAAGAGCUCCUGUACGUCCGUGCCUUUGAGCAAAAAACCCUGACCCCAGAGCAGUGGGCCUAUGAGUGGCAGAAAUGA